This is a messenger RNA of Monosiga brevicollis MX1, 3594 nucleotides long. RefSeq lists its product as uncharacterized. Gene Ontology annotation, biological process: rRNA processing; tRNA export from nucleus. The transcript has 21 exons. NCBI's taxonomy places the organism in Eukaryota, Choanoflagellata, Craspedida, Salpingoecidae. Gene Ontology annotation, cellular component: small-subunit processome; UTP-C complex; CURI complex. The record is from RefSeq and is a predicted model, not a curated record. The coding region runs from base 1 to 3594 and encodes 1197 amino acids.
AUGGGUCGCAACCCCGUUGCCCUUUUCAAGAAGGGGCGCAUCGACCCGCAUCCCAGAAAGCCCAACAAGCGCCCUCAUAGGCGCGGUCAGGCUGCACCCGCAGAGGAUGCACCCGUUGAACCCGCUUCCAAAAAGUCAGCCGUUCUGCAACAGGAGGAAGACGCCGGCAUUGUUACCGGCGUCAAUCUGCCCGAGCUUCCGGAUAUUGACCCCACUGACCUCAAGACUGAUGCUCGACCCGACGAGCAGGAUGAGACCGACGCUGAUGGCAUUGCCAAUGAGGAGGGUGGUCGCGCCGGCAUGACCGCCGAAGAGGCCCAGGCCAACCAAUUCAAAGUUACUGCCUCUGCCUUCCGCACAUCUCGCGAGCUGUACGCGGCGCCCUCACGGGAGGAGAUGGUUGAGCUCAAGCAGGCUCAGCUGCUUUUCAAAUCCAACAUCUUCAAGAUGCAGCUGGACGAGAUGCUCAAGCAGACCCAGGUCAAGUACCACAAGCUUCGCACGCUCAAGUCUCAUUUGCAAGCUCUCAAGACGCACCUCGAGGCCCUCCCUGCCAUUGAGACCCCCCAACUGGUACCCAUGGACAAGGGCGUCCAGGGCGUGCGCGUGCCUCUCGUCCUAGGUCAAACUGAGGCUCGCGAACUGGAGUACACCAUCGCCGCCCCCACAGCUGUCGAAGUGAUUGGCAGCCUGGCCGCCCAAACGGCUUGCAAGCCCUGCCUUCAAGUGGACCUGGCCGUCACCAUGCCCACAAGCAUGUUCCAUAACAAGGAUCACCUCAACAACCGCUACCUUGUCAAGCGUGCCUGCUUUCUGGCUCAUCUGGCUGCUCACCUGCAAUCACGCCCUGACGUGACAGAUCCUCGCUUUGAGUUUUUGAAUGAGGAUCCUUUAAAGCCUAUUCUGACAUAUCUGCCGCAGAUUGACGGUGCAGCCAGCAAGUGGCGCGUGCGUCUCUUGCCCAACAUUGACGCUUCUGAUCUCUUCAAGAUGUCGCGACUGGGUCCGGAUCGCAAUUGUCUUCGCUGCGCUCGCAACGCCUCUUUGCUUCCCGUUCAGCCAACUGAGGAUGAUUCUGAUGAGACGGCAACGCCACGUUAUAACAAUGCCAUUCUUGAGGACUGCUUUCUGACCUCAGACCACGAUGCCAUUGAUCAUUAUGCUCAAGACGAGCGUUGCACAAGCUUUGGCCCCGCUCUCAACCUCCUCAAGCUCCCACGCGAGGCGAGCAGCUACCAAAUGUUUCGCAAAGUUAUCAGUUUUUUGGCCCUGCAAGACUGGAGCAGUCAAGUCGUGCGCAUGAAGGCGAAUGCCGGCGCGGCGGCCAAAUCGAGCGGUGAUGAACAGGGUGAUGAAGCUCUUGCCGACGACGCCACCUUCCUUCAGGCCUUCGAUGCCGUCUUUUUGGCCCCGAAUGGCCGCGUCAAUCUGCUGGCUCGCACCACAAAGGCUGGCCGACAGCUUUUGCAACAGGAAGCUCGCGUGGCCCUGGCCAUUCUUGAUGACGAUCACGUCGACGGUUUCCAAGCCUUAUUCCUAUCACAGCAACGUGCCGCGCUGGCCUAUGACUGUAUCGUGCGCGUGCGUGCCACCUCCGCUGUUGCUGCCGCUUACAGCGCACAAGUUCUCAAUUACGGCGGUCAUUGGCAUGCCCUUGUGCAAUCCCUGGUGGUGGCCCUACUGACUCGUGCGCUGGGUGAUCGCCUCCACCUGGUGGUGCCCAGUGCUAAGACCACUCAGCCGUGGGCCCUUGACCAAGCCCCGAUCGACCUGAGCCCGUCGGCGUCUGCUGAUGCCACGCUCUUCUCCUUUGGGCUCCGUCUUGACGAUGCCAACACGGAGCGCUUGAUUGACCUGGGACCCAUGUCUGAUGAUGAAUCGGCUGUGGCUGCGUUCCGCGACUUUUGGGGCGCCAAGUCAGAAAUGCGUCGUUUCCAGGACAGCUCUAUUCGCGAGGCCGUGGUCUGGGAUUGUGCGCCCUCAGAGGCCUGCGAUGUGGUUAAAUGGAUCAUCCUGCACAUCUUGCAGCGACACUGCAAGCUGGAAGGCCAAAAUGUGUUUGUCCAGCACCACAGCUUCCGCCCCGUUCUGGGCACCGGUCCUAAUGAGCCUGAUCAAGGCCGCGUUGCAACGCAACACGUGAACAAACGCUUUGGUGAACUGGCUUCGGCUCUGCGCCAGUUGAAUCUGCCUCUCAAAAUUGUCGGCGUGGAGCCCGUGAGCGCCACGCAGCGCUACACUGACCCAUUCCCACCGCCCCAGGAGAAGGCCGCUCACCGUUCUUGGGCCCCCGCUUUGGAAGUUGUCUUGCAGUUGGAGAGCAGCGGUCGCUGGCCCAAUGACUGGACGGCCAUUCGCCACGUCAAGUCAGCCUUUUACAUCAAAAUUGCCAACGCUUUGGACGCUGCUCGCCUGCGCUGUCGCACGACCGUCACACCGGCCUACGUGGAUGUAGACUACGCCGGCUAUGUCUUCCGACUCGUGGUGCGCGUUGACUUUGAGCGCAACCUCGUCAAGCAGCGCUUGGAGGAGGCACAGCUGGCCCAGCGCCAACUGCGUGCGGCUGCCCGGGAUGUGCCUGAGGAGCUGGAAGAGGCCAUUGCCACGUACCAACCGGCUUUGAUUGCUUUGAACAAGUCUUUUGUUGCACUUCCUGCGCACCACGCAAUGGUCCAUAGCUAUCACAUGGCCCAUGCCUCCUUUGGCGAUGCCUGUCGCCUGUUCAAACGCUGGGUGGCUUGCCAUAUGUGCAGCGGACACUUUGAGGAGGAAGCACUCGAGCUUUUGAUGCUACAUGCAUACUCUGUGGGCAGUGGCCUGGCCCCGCCCGGCUCGGCUCAGGCUGGCUUCUUGCGUGGCCUAUCCGUCUUGGCCCAUCAUGACUUUGAUGCUGACGUUCUGGUCGUGGACCCGCAAGGCUCGCUCACGCAAGACCAGGUGGCGACUGCGCUGCGCGAGGCACGCGAGAGCCGUGCUGCGUUGCCAUCUAUCGUGAUCAUUACCCCGCAGGAUGUGUCCGGCACCCUGUUUACCAGUGCUGGACCUGGAGCUCCUAUCUUGAAUCGCCUGCGUGUGCUGGCCGCGCAGAGUCUGCGCUUUGCGGGCGAUGCUCUUGAGGACGACAGCAGCUUGAUUGGUCAGCAACGAGGCAACAUCUUGUCAAUUUUUGAGACGCCAACCAGCGACUUUGACAUUGUGCUCCAGCUCAAACCUGCGCGACUUGUGCGCAGCUGGCAGGGGCUACGCCGCGUGCUGCAUGGCGAGCAGGCGGGUCACGGGGAUGACCAGGUUUUCAAGAACCUGACUUCAGAGGCGGCGCGUAAGCGCGAGGUGGCACUUCUUGUCGAGGCUCUGAGCAAGGAAUUCGGCCACCUGGGUCUCUUUUUUCAUGAUGUCUAUGGUGGAAGCUGCAUUGCUCUUGCGUUUCAACCCGAGGCUAAGGUGAAUCGCCCGUUUGCGUUGGCAGAUCUUCAGGAUGCCGCCCCUCAUGAGCAUGGUGAGGAGGUAUCUUUGAACGUGGGUGCUGUUGCCACCUUCAUGCAAGCAAUUUGUGGCGAUGCUGUUGCAAUCGUGACCGUGCAGCACACUGCUUAG